This is a messenger RNA of Gossypium raimondii (Peruvian cotton), 486 nucleotides long. RefSeq lists its product as uncharacterized. Lineage: Eukaryota; Viridiplantae; Streptophyta; Magnoliopsida; Malvales; Malvaceae. Bases 1 to 486 code for a protein of 161 amino acids. The transcript has a single exon. The record is from RefSeq and is a predicted model, not a curated record.
AUGUCUGCUGUAGAAGCCAAAGAUGGUGGACCUGAUCAAGCAAAUGAGAAACUGGUCCGAAGACGGCAGAAAUCUGAGGCAGACUUGACUGCUCGAACCCCUGAAAGGCUGUUGAAGGAGGACAGUACCAAUGGUGGAGGAUAUUCAACAAUAAUAGCAAAAGGCUUGGCACUGAGAACCAAAGCUGUUAACCGUACUAAAUCAGGAGCUGAUGCUGAGUUUGCCGGGUUCAAUCCCACGCCAACAGGUCUUGGAGAUGGUUUUGUGGUUGCUGGAUUCUCCACAGUGAGGAAGUCAUCGAGUACAUCGAGCUUGCAAGAUCAAGACCGUAGCAGCAGCAGUUUGUCAUCACUGUGGCCAGCUGCAUCCAAAUGGAGUCUUAAGCCUGAUUUGCAAGGAGUUUCAACGGUAGGCAAUACAAUAGCUAUUUUUCAUGGAUUGCCAAAACCAAUGACAGCUCGUAAAAGCAAAGCUGCGCUUGAUUAG